GAACACUGCAAGAAGACUACCUUGGGUAUGGAUGCUAGCAUUUAAAACAAGGACCCACAAUAUAAGAUACAAGACAAAGAAACAUGGGGAGAAAGUUGAAAAGGCAGUACAAGCCCCGGAAUGUUCCACAGAUACCUCGCAUUCGAGUCCCUGCCUCUGCUGCUGACAACCCACUACUGAAGGACCUAAAUCAAGGGCAGCGGUGCUACUUCUACAGCAUCAUGAGGAUUUAUGACUCCAGGCCCCAGUGGAAGGCCCUGCAGAACCGGUACAUCCACAGCCUUGGGUACAAGCAGCAGCUGGGCUAUAUCACUUGGCAGGAGGCUGUGUCUUGUGCUGUUUUACUUAGGCACUCAACCAUGCAAGCCUCAGCCAAGGCAGCUCCUCCAAGUGCCGUUCUCCGAAACUCUUCAGCCACACAAAGAAAAUGCCGGCCCACAAAACCAGAGUCUAGAGCUGGACCAAGGACCUCCAGCGCAGCACGCUGAGCAUCAGGACCAUAAUCUAUAAAAUAGGCAGCUCACAGGUGUAUUCCCAGCAUCCUAGUAGGCGCUUGGUGUGUGUUUGUUGUAUGACAAUGAAGAUAAGAUUACUAACAGGCUCCAAAGCUACAGAGAAACCCUGUCUCGAAAAACCAAAUAAAUAAAUAAAUAGAUUACUAAUAGGGCCUCUAGACCUACACAUCAUCCCAUCUUCACAUAAACAGCACAAACAAGAAGAAGAUAGGAGAUUUGCAAGCUAUAGCGUACAUAAUAAGCAAGUUUUACCACACGUAGUCUAUGAAAUAAAGGGACUUCCAAAGCUUUCAAAGUAAAGGCUGCUUUUGAGUUCCAAAGUCCCAGUGAAGUCCGCAGGACAGUAGAAGGGGACAAGUGCCCGAACCUCUAUCCCUGAGUGACCGCUUCCUGCAAGCUGCCCAUUGCACUUCUGAAAAUAACCAACCCACACAGCCAAUACUGAUUCUGGAGAUUUCUGGAGUCACAGUGUUAGUGACAAAUGCCACGUGCCCCUUCCUACCCUCAUCCAUACCAGGCAAUAAUAUUCACUCUGGUCCUGCAGUUUCUGGUUCCUGACUUAAUCUGCUUUGUGUCCUUUUGAAAUUUGUGUUUAUCAGUCUGGUGCUGCCAGGUUGAGUCUACACAGCUGUAAUUGGCCUUGACAUGGGUAAGGUAAUUCAUGCACACAUCCGCCCCUGGCAGCAACAAACACUCUCAGCGGAACAGAAAAUAGCCCCAAAGAAUGGAUCACAAGGCUUGUCUUUGAAGAUCUUGAGAACUCGCACAAGGCCGUGUAAACAAGUAAAUAACAAGGAACAGGCAGUCAGAUUUCUCUACAAAUGGCACCGUGCCAUAUUUGUUAUGUUUAAUAGUGACUUUCUUCACCAAUUAUUCUAUUAACUGUGUGUGUGCCAAAAAUUAGUGAUCCUAUACAAGCAAAUUAAAAACUGUCACUUCUUUGUCUCUAUUUUUUUUUAAAAUGCCAUUCAUGUCAGCCAAUGACUAUCACCAUGUGAGAAAUUGUUGAGUUAGAACUUACUUCACAAGGGAGAUGGAGCAUUUGUCUGAAAAGAAGAUGGGACAAUUCUACCACACCCCCUUUCCAGUCCAAACCUAAAAUAACAAAAAUCAAAAACCCAUCCUUGAUAAGGCCUUCUCUUUGCAGCCAUUAACAUAAAAGAUAUGAAAUCAGUCAAAAGCUUCUAAAGAGCCAUAUUUUAGGGCGUAUAAUUCUGUCUGACUUUUCUGGGUGGAGCGAGGGGCAUGGUUGUCCCAUGCGUGUACCAGGAAGACUUGGGAUAGCAGGACAACGUUUGACCAGAUGCUGCUCUGGCUCAUACUGCCCAUGGUCAAUGUGGAGGGACUAAGGGACAAUAUGCCUAAUCAUGGAGAAGCUUCUUGACCACCCUGAUUCUGACUCAAGCAUUCUCUGCAGAUGACGCUAUUAAAUUAGGGAUUCUUAGGUAGCUUCUAAAAAUCCCAUAGAACUGGGGUGAACUGUGAGGGAAUCCUCAUAAGAGGUGGAGGAUGGUGGCAGCCCUACCCGUCGAUAUUAACCUUCCUGCUACCACGUUGAGCCUUUUAUCUCCAGGAACUGCUGACAUGUGCUUUCAGCACGGACUUUGUGACUUGGCUGGCCUAGGCGCCUGCUGAGUAAGCAUUAGCUCCUUGCACCGAAUAGCAAGAAUAACAAACACAGAGCAUCAGCGCUGCGACCCUGCAUCAGACCUCAGCAGCACGUCUCUCUGACAGAGGCUUUUACAAUCAAUCCUAUGCGCAGGUGAAUGUCAAGGGCUCGUAAGAAGGACAAACGGGUUUAAUAGAUGUAAAUUGGUGCAGGAGCCCUUCUCACUGGUUCCCCCUUCUGAGAGGAUAAUGCUCCCCAUUCAGCUAGAGUCCCACACUUGAAGCUUGGAAAGAUGUGGUAGGUUAGGGAGCUUGAAAGAAAGAUGUUCACUGAAAAGGACACUAAGAAAGAUAAUCAAAGAGGUAGAAAGAACACACGAAGGUUUUAGUAACCCUACUGCUUCUAGUUGGAGACUCCGCUGCUGUCGCUCACAAUGACCACUAUUAACACGGGGAGAUCAAGGAACUAUUUUACCUAAAAUUGCUAACAUCUGAAAGAGACCCUGACUGUUGAAGACAAUCAACAAAUAACACCUGUUGAACAAUAUUGACGUUUUCAAAGUUUGCAGUCAGACUAACUGGCCUCUGGCUUUGUGAUAAUGCUUCAAGGGUCCCAGGAAGCUACACCACUGGGGAGGCCUGGCAGUGGUUGUCAGGGAGAAGUGAGCAGGAGUUCAUCCGAGAUGCAGGCAAGAGCGGUGCAGCCAAGAACUUUCAAAAGAUAAAAAAGCUGAAUAACGCUGGUUUCCUUUUUAUAAUCGUCAAGACAGUUGGGGACAGAAUGUGCUCCCCACUCUUUUCUUGAUAUAAAUCCUAAACAAUUGCUAAGGGAACAGGAGUUCUGUCUUUUAAUUAUCCUUUUGUCUCUGUUGGAAAUAGUUAGGAAGAUGCCUUGUGUUGUGGUCCUGACAUUGUUUGAUUGUACUGAAUGGGACCCCUGGCUGGAGUUUAUUCCUCAUUGUGCUGAUGUGGGGAGGUGGGACAGAACCACUGCAGUGUGGAGCCUCACAGAUUUAUGGGGAAUUGUGGGAGGCAUCACUCUCAGGGGAACUGAUGUGGCUGUUAUGAGACCCCAGGUAAUUCUUAUAAAAGACCAUCACAAAACCCAGCAGUCAUAAGAUAGCAAUUCUGAUACUUCCUUUUGCUUCUUGGUGAGUGACCAUUUUGUAAAUAUUCAAGUGUUCUUAGACAAUUGUAUAUUCUUUAAUGGAUGACUGUGGAAAUAAAACUUUAUGCCCA
Microtus oregoni (creeping vole) is the source of this 3362-nucleotide messenger RNA. RefSeq names its product family with sequence similarity 216 member B (gene Fam216b). The transcript has 4 exons. Lineage: Eukaryota; Metazoa; Chordata; Mammalia; Rodentia; Cricetidae. The record is from RefSeq and is a predicted model, not a curated record. Bases 84 to 488 code for a protein of 134 amino acids.